AACCCACAACACUUCCUAUAUGUAUAUUGUAUAAGUGCAAGACGCGCAAGUCUCCAUGUAUAAAAGUGCCUAAUCAUUAGUCUUUUAGAAAUAUAAAAUGGAAAAAUGGCAGAUAUUUUAACUCCACUUGUAUAUUGGGCUCAAACAGAGCAACAAAUUACAUUAAAGGUAGACUUGACUGAUACUUGGCAUGUCAAAGUUCACAUGAAUGAGAACAAAUUAAGGGUUACUGUUUAUGGACAAGGUGCUAGAGGUCUUAAUGAAUAUGGAUUUAGCUUGGAUUUACAUUCAUCUAUUAAUGUUGAGGAAAGUAAUUACAAAGUAACAGCUCGACAAGUUGAUUUUACAUUGGGUAAAAAGUGUCCUGCUUGGUGGCCACGAUUAACUAGUCAACCACAAAAGCCAUCAUGGCUGAAAAUCGAUUUUGAUAAAUGGACAAGCGAAGAUUUAGAUGAUAAUGAGGAUGAAAGACGAGAUGUAUGCAGUGAUUAUCCCGACAUGUACGAUAAACUUCAUGAAGAAGAGUUUGGUUAUAGAAAAGAAGAUUUCAAAAAAGUGUAUCUAAUUAUUUAUAACCUUUGUCAAUUUGUUGGUUUUAUCUAUAUUCUAACUGUAAUGGGAAUUAUGUACUCGCGAGAUGGACCAGCAUCUAUGAAAGAAACUUACGUAGCUGUUGGGAAUGCAAUGAAAUUUAUACAACUUAUACAAUUUUUAGAAGUUAUGCAUUCAUUAUUUGGUUACACUAAAAGUAGUACAUUUGUAACAUUUGUACAAGUGGGAGGCAGAGCAUUUAUUUUAUUUAUUAUGAUUGAGGCUGAACCACGUAUGCAAACGAAACCAGUUGUCUUUUAUCUUUUCCUUGUAUGGAGUACAGUAGAAGUAUUUAGGUAUCCUUAUUAUUUGACGCAAUUACUUAAAAUAGAGAUUUCAUUUUUAACAUGGCUAAGAUAUACAAUAUGGAUGCCUUUAUAUCCAUUAGGCUUCCUCUGUGAGGGGAUUAUAAUAUUAAGAAAUAUCCCAUAUUUUGAAGAGACACAGAAGUUUACUGUUUCUUUACCAAAUUCUUGGAAUUUUGCAUUUCAUUUUCCAUCAUUUUUAAAGAUAUAUUUACUCAUAUUCUCUUUACCCUUUAUGUACAUGUUGAUGUCUCGCAUGAACCAAAUACGUCAUAAAAAAUUAGGCAAAUCUAGGUUGAGAAAAAAGUAUGCGUGAUGUAAAACAUGAUAAGAUAAAGAAAUUAAAAUAUUAGAAAAUUUCA
Molecule: messenger RNA, 1258 nt
Organism: Bombus pascuorum
Lineage: Eukaryota; Metazoa; Arthropoda; Insecta; Hymenoptera; Apidae
Gene: Hacd2
Product: very-long-chain (3R)-3-hydroxyacyl-CoA dehydratase
Exons: 6
Coding region: 106-1212 (368 amino acids)
Biological process (GO): sphingolipid biosynthetic process; very long-chain fatty acid biosynthetic process; fatty acid elongation
Cellular component (GO): endoplasmic reticulum membrane
Molecular function (GO): 3-hydroxyacyl-CoA dehydratase activity
Source: RefSeq, a predicted model, not a curated record